GGAGAAACGAGACAGAGAGGUGAACAGGCUGGCCGAGCCUCGUUCGGCCGAAGACGCGGCUAUCAUAUCGAUACUGGCUGAAAAGGCUGAGAGGAACGUAACGCGGCAUAUGAAACUACUGCGAUGGAUCGAACAAAAGCGGCAGGCGAUGAUGGACCUGGGUGGUAACCCGGCAGCAUCAAGCGACAGAGCUGGCACUGCCGACCCAAGGGCCGCAUCCGCCCGCGCCGUGCGUAAGAGGGAGAAGACUCCUCCCCUUGCCCUCGGCAAAAGGCGCCAGAAUCUCGAAACCCGACUCGCCACACAAGCGGGAAACUCGACACUGGACAGCGGGGAGACGGGCGCAGGUGGUGCCAGCGCGCGUCGAAGCCGGCACCCUCCGUCCAUCAGCGGCAGCGACGGAUACCGCGACGGCGAUCCCGAUGGUGACAGAGCCAAAGCUGGCCUGACGAACGGUCUAGCCACCUCGACUGUGUCCCACCCGCCUCCCCGGCUCCCGACCCCAUCAUCAUCAUCCACAUGCGCAUUUAAAACGCCCGAUGCCGGUCCCAAAGAUGCCGUCCCAGGCACUUCCUCGCCUGGCCAUGACCUUCACGUCGUUACGCCUUAUAAUACCGCGACUACGAGACCACCACGUGGACGAAAGCGUCGCAGAGAAAUGGACGCGGAGAAGGAGAAAGAAGGGCGACCUAUUAAGACUCGGAACACCCGCACAACGUCAAGACUACACCAGCCCAGAAUCAACGUGGGGCCGCUACGCCAGACAGCACAAAAUCCAGCUCCUCCAGUGGCAACAGAUCAGGAAAAUUCGGGCAGACGCAUUCGACUUGCAUCCCCUCGACCAGAUCGAACGAGGGCAUUGGCUUAUGAUUUUUCCGACAAACCCCGAAGAUCCCGAAGAUGCCUCGGAAUGCCACCGGAAUAUGGUUUGCUAGAAGAAGGCAAGGCGCAUCGGGCAGCCCGUCCUGGGCCCAGAACUGCGCCGGUUAAUCCCACUGACGGCAAACUCCGUGGAGCGAGGCGGACAGGAACACUAGGAGGAAGGAGGUGAAGCUUUGUCCGAUAAUGCGCCGAAAGAUGUACUGGAAGACAAGAGUGUCCCGGCGAGGAGGAAGUAAACCAGUAACAAGUUCAAGGCGGCUGGCGCAGGACCAUCGCACGCCAAGGGGGUCCGCAGCAUCAUCAGGUCGCUGAUCCUUUGUGUGCUCUGCUCCCCUCUGGCGUUUUGCACGGCAUUUCGCUGGCUACAGGUGGUUGCGUGUGCAGACAGCGCCUUUCGCGGAGUGGGAUUUUUGACGCGACACGCCCUUGUGGUGGUGCUGGCGGUUUGGUGAACCCCGGGGCAACGCCGGCAGCGCUAUGCCGCGAUUGGAAGUGUGAGAAAACAAAUGGCGCCCCGGUUUGGGUGGCCCCCGAGGACUGGAAAGGGAGGCAGCCUGCGCGCGAACCGUUGUACAUCACAAACCGCCUCCGUGACUAUACACCGAUGGGGCGGGCACCCUUUUUGUGGCCGUACUGCCCUCUAGUCACCUCUGCACCUCUGUAGCCGGGCACACAGUGUGCAGAAUGGGCCUUUUCGCGGAGUGGGAUUCUUGACGUGACAGGCCCAUGGUGGUUCUGGCUGUAUGGUGAACCCUGAAUGCAGUAGAAUGAUAGGCUGUGAGCGGCAAAUUGGGACGCGGUGUUUCCAUGGGUUUGAAGAGAGCAAUUCGUGAUGCGAGCAUCUGGUGCCAACACGGUGACGCUGGUCCUGGACCGGGCGGGGAUGUUGUCGAGAGCGAGGCGAAGGGGGAGGGAGUCGGAUUACGAAAUGAUGAGAUUGCUUACCACGGCCAGAGCUACCCAGACAAAUGGGCGAUGUGGUCCAAUCCCUCUGCGACAAAAGCGACGGCGGUCGCUGCGGGACGACAUCGCGCGACCGGACGCAACGGGUCGGGAUGCACGAUGAGUGAGCGGGCAAGCGAGCCUUAGAAG
Molecule: messenger RNA, 1974 nt
Organism: Gaeumannomyces tritici R3-111a-1
Lineage: Eukaryota; Fungi; Ascomycota; Sordariomycetes; Magnaporthales; Magnaporthaceae
Exons: 1
Coding region: 110-1051 (313 amino acids)
Source: RefSeq, a predicted model, not a curated record